UACAAACAAUAUAGCGGUCGAUGAAGGCCAUCAUGACUUGGUCUAUACAUGGCCACCUGUACUGUCGUCACAAACCAAACAACCGACAAAUAUGCUGCAGUCACAAGACUUGCUCAGGGACCAAGUGAGUACUCCAAAGCUGUUGUCGAUCACGCCGUGUUGGUGACCGAAUGCCUGCCAAGGUGAACAAUCAUUCGGGCCCUGCAUGUAUGACAGGACGGGCAACUACUCCGCGACCCAUCGGACAUGAGCGCGAGGUUGCUCGGCGGAUGCGGUUUGAGUAUCGGAAGUACGUUUUCCGCGCGUUCGAAAGACUUGUGACGGCGCAUAUGCUUGCGCAAGAAGAAGGAGAGGAGGACCUGCUCCUCCACGAGGCCAUGGAUCUGACGCUUCGUGCUGCGGCGGAGGAUGCCAAGGAUGCCGACUUCGAGAGGUCUGCAACAUCGACUGCCGGUCAGAAGGAGAGGGGACCCGUCGCGGCGUCUUCGCAGAGGAUGGAGCUAGAGCGAACCAUAACACCGUGGGAGGAAUGGACGCCGCAGGCAACCUCAACGCCACACCCGGGCCCUACGUCUUCGACCUCGCUGCUCAGUCCUGUAGCUUGGGGUGCACUAGCGACGUCGACGGUCCAUUGCAUGGCACGAAGGGGCAGCACACAUGGCGUAGCCUGCUGCCACCAUGCGCUUCAGACCAGUGAAGUCCCUCGCGCCAGGACAUUGCAAAAGAACGAACGGGGCGAUUCUUCCGGAAUUGCGGUAUUCACGGAGGAUCGGGCAGCCACUGCGACUGCAUUGCCUGGCUGGGGCGAUCAAGCCGUCUGGUAUACGUGGUCCCAAACGAUCGUACAAAAUGCAAGUCGAUAGCCAUUGGUCUGUGUAUCGAAGUCAGCCAUUGUUCAGUCUUGUCCACAGACCGCGGUCGUUACGUACCAUGAAGUUUAUACUCGCGACGAUCCAUGUGCAUAAUGAAGAACAGCUUACUCAGUCAAAACCUCCUGAUUAUCACUGCCAACGAGUGCGUUUCCAUCGCAGGAUGCCCGCACACUUGAGAGAUAUUUCACUGCUCGCGUAUAUGCAGGGCAGGUUAUCGCUGUCUCUGCGCCCGUCCGGUAUUUCGUAGGUGCAACGCGCGU
Molecule: messenger RNA, 1132 nt
Organism: Rhodofomes roseus
Lineage: Eukaryota; Fungi; Basidiomycota; Agaricomycetes; Polyporales; Fomitopsidaceae
Exons: 2
Coding region: 171-863 (230 amino acids)
Source: RefSeq, a predicted model, not a curated record